This is a messenger RNA of Hemisphaericaspora subhashii, 714 nucleotides long. Its product is annotated as lipoyl(octanoyl) transferase. Gene Ontology annotation, biological process: protein lipoylation. Gene Ontology annotation, cellular component: mitochondrion. Gene Ontology annotation, molecular function: lipoyl(octanoyl) transferase activity. Bases 1 to 714 code for a protein of 237 amino acids. The transcript has a single exon. Lineage: Eukaryota; Fungi; Ascomycota; Pichiomycetes; Serinales; Debaryomycetaceae. The record is from RefSeq and is a predicted model, not a curated record.
AUGGAUGCAAACUUAGAUUUCAAAACUGCUGAGUUUAAACUUCGUCAGAUGGAACUUAGAUCCAAAAAGAACAAUACUGAAUUAAAUGAAGAAACUAAGGCAGUCAUUUCGAAAAUACGAGACUUACAACCAUUACCCACAAUCUUAACUUUCGAAUUCAAUAAUGUAUAUGCUGGUGGAUUAAAACUGAAACAAGAAAUUGGACCAGAGUUAGUUAAGAGAUUUGAAACACUUGGAUGUGAAUACCAUCAAUUAGAUCGUGGUGGACAAGUUACUUGGCAUGGACAAGGACAGCUUGUAGCCUAUUCUCUUGUGGAUUUGAAGGCGUUUGAGAAAUUAAGUGCGAAAUGUUUCGUUAGUAGAGUUUUACUCGAUAGUAUUACUAAAUUACUUGACAAGAACUUUGGUAUACAAAGCAGUGUUACUGAGAAUCCUGGAGUUUGGGUAACUCCAAAUGAUAAGAUAGCCAGUGUGGGGAUUAGAGUGAAGAGAGGUGUCACUGAGUAUGGAAUCUCCUUGAAUGUAGAUCCGAACUUGAAGUUUUUGAACACAUUUGAGAUGUGUGGGUUGAAGCAAAAGAGGGCUACCUCUAUCAGAGAACAAAAACCAGAAUCUGAAGUUGCUGUUAAAGACGUUGCGCAUAUGUUUGUAAGAGAAGUAGCAGAAGUCUUAAGCAUGGAUAGAAUUGAAUAUGUCUCUGGUGACAAGUUAUAG